AAUUCUCUUCUUAGUGCAAUUUUCUCGCUCUCCCAGAUAAUCAUCUUCCCCCAAAACACAACUCACCCCAUUGUGACAGAUGUAAAUAAGAAGAAAAAAACAUUGAUCUAAUUGGCGCGAAUCAGAGAGCUAAUGACACCGUUGGGAGAAGAGUUUCUCAAGUUGUUCAUACGUUUCUAAUAUUAAUCAUACGUCAUGGUAGCUAUUUGUUAUUGAGCAUUUAAUGGCUGUUUAGACGUGGCGGCGGCGACGGCGUCGGUGGCAUCAAACGGAAAGGUAUGACACGACACCUAAACUACAACGAGAAUACGUAUCUUUUGUGUUUUGCUUUGUUUCUAUUAUUGCCUGGCAUUUCCACUAAUAAAUGGAUACGAAACCGUUAUUAAAAUAAUUAAAUAUCAAAUAAAAGUGAUAAGAACACCAGGUUAUAAAGUGUUAAGUGGCGAAUUAAAAUGUCAAUAGAGACUUGUGAACGUUGGAGCAGAUUAAAUCCGCAAUCGUGAGAAUUUAAACGGUGUCUGGGAGUUGGGUUUGUCUGGCACACAGGAAAUCCUCAUCGGCAUCAUGGAUUUUGAUCAAGUUUUGGAGGAAAUUGGCGAAUUUGGUCGUUAUCAAAAAACCAAUUAUUUGUUGAUUUGUUUGCCGGUCAUGUUUGCAGCAGCCAAUAGUCUUUCGUAUGUUUUUACAGCUGGUACACCGGCAUACAGAUGCCUCAUACCAGAAUGCGAAAAUGCAAGCGACCAUUUGGAGUUAUUUCCCAAUUGGAUACAGAAUGCAACACCGGGUGAUUUCGAUAAAAAUGGCGUUUUUACACCAAAAACCUGUUAUCGUUAUCGUGUUAAUGAAACAUUUAUUGGAUCACAGCAGCCGCCACAACAUCAUCAAUCCUGUCCUGCUCAACUAUUUGAAAAGUCCGAACAACGUUGUAACUCCUGGGUUUUUGAUAGCGAGGAAAAUACCAUUGUUCAAGAGUGGGGAUUAACUUGCAAAGAGAAUGCGUGGAAAUUGGCUUUUGUGGGAACCAUGCAUUUUGCGGGAUUGGUUUGUGGUACAGCUAUGUCGGGAUAUUUUGCCGAUCGCUUUGGCCGCAAAAUCAUUUUCAUAAUAUGCAUUAUGUUCAUGGCUGUGACAGGCAUUGCCCAGGGCUUGGCAUGGGAUUACAACAGUUUUCUGGUAUUUGCCUUUCUUAAUGCCGUUGGAACGUCCGGUGUCUAUCCGUUGGCCUUUAUCAUUGGCGUUGAAAUGGUUGGACCGCGUAAACGUGAAAUGUCCUCAAUUGUCCUCAACUAUUUCUAUGCGGUGGGUGAGGCUUUAGUUGGUUUGGCAGCUUGGCUUCUACACGACUGGCAAUUAUUGCAAUAUGCCUUGUCGGUGCCACCUCUAUUCUUUGUGGCCUAUUAUUGGUUUGUUCCCGAAUCGGUGAGAUGGCUUAUUGCCCGUAAUAAGCGAGAAAGUGCUGGAAAGAUAAUACGCAAAGCAGCCGAGGUUAAUAAAAAGGAAUUGUCCAUGGCAUUGUUGGAUAAUUUCAAAUCAAACUCACCUUUGGAGCCAACGAAAUGCUGUGAUCAGGAAAUGGAUAGCAAAGAGAGUUUGACGGGUGAUAAUACAUCCGAAAUAUGGUUGUCAGUCAAGGAGGUCUUCAAAUCGAAAACAUUGGUGGGACGUUAUACAAUUAUGUUGUACAUUUGGGCCAUAAAUGCGGUGGUGUACUAUGGUCUCUCUUUGAAUUCCACAAAUCUUAGCGGCAAUAAAUACUUAAAUUUCGCCUUGGUCUGUCUUGUGGAGAUUCCUGGCUAUUCCAUGGCCUGGUUCUCUUUGCGCAAAUUUGGACGUCGUUUCUCAUUAUCGGGGUCAUUGUUUCUCUGUGCUGUGACCUGUGUGGCCGGGGGUUAUAUAACACAAGUUCAAAAAGACAUGGAAGAACGUUCCACCUGGGCCAUCGUUAGCCUAUUUCUUAUUGGAAAACUGGGCAUAACAUCAUCGUUUGCUGUUGUCUAUGCCUAUACGGCGGAAAUGAUGCCAACGGUCAUUCGCAGUGGUGGCGUAGGAGUCAUGUCAACAUUUGCCCGUUUCGGAGCCAUGCUGGCACCAUUUGUGCCUCUAUUGGGUACCUAUUACGAAGCCUUGCCUUUGUUGCUGUUCGGUGGCGCCUCACUGACAGCUGGUUUGUUGGGUUUACUCUUGCCCGAAACAUUCCAAAAGAAAUUACCAGAUACGGUUGCUGAAGCAAAACAGCUGGGAAAAUCCAAGCCAAAGCAUUCGAACGAUGAUUCUUCAUUGCCACCAACUGCUGCCACAAAUGGCACCAAUACAAAUAAUAAUAUGGAAUCAUCGAUAACAUAAAAUUAAUUAAUUUUUAAUAUUUUAUAUAGGAAAG
Molecule: messenger RNA, 2377 nt
Organism: Musca domestica (house fly)
Lineage: Eukaryota; Metazoa; Arthropoda; Insecta; Diptera; Muscidae
Product: organic cation transporter protein
Exons: 12
Coding region: 565-2343 (592 amino acids)
Biological process (GO): transmembrane transport
Cellular component (GO): membrane
Molecular function (GO): transmembrane transporter activity
Source: RefSeq, a predicted model, not a curated record